AGAGCGGCAGCGGCGCCCAGAUUUAUGGCAUACACCAUGGUGGAUCUGUGCUGGAAGCUGUCCAUCUGCUUCUUCUGCUAUCAGGUUGUCUCAGGAAGAGUGAAGGAGGGGCAUUAUGUCGCGGCUGUGUAUGAACAUGAGUCCAUCCUGAGUCCCGACCCAACAGUCCUGGUUGAUCGACAGUCUGCACUGGAACUCAUGGGCAGAAACCUAGACAUCUAUGAACAGCAAGUAGUGGCUGCUGCAAGACAGGGGGCACAGAUCAUUGUUUUUCCCGAAGAUGGAAUCCACGGCUUCAACUUCACGAGAAGCUCCAUUUAUCCUUACUUAGACUUCGUUCUGCAUUCACACUCUGUGAAGUGGAAUCCAUGCAGAGAGCCAUAUUUGUUCAAUGACACAGAGGUUCUUCAGCGUCUGAGCUGCAUGGCACUGAAGAACAAGAUAUUCCUUGUGGCAAACUUAGGAACUAAGCAGCCCUGUGAGCACACCGACCCUCACUGUCCCUCUGAUGGAAGGUACCAGUUCAACACCAACGUGGCAUUCAACGAUGACGGCGCGCUGGUGGCCACGUAUCGCAAACACAACCUCUAUUUUGAAUACGCUUUUGAUAGCCCUCCAGAGCCAGAUUAUAAAUUCUUUGAUACUCCCUUUGCUGGCAAGUUUGGGAUGUUCACAUGCUUUGAUAUACUCUUUUUUGAGCCUGCAGUGAACCUCAUCAGACAAUACAAUUUGAAACAAGUUGUAUAUCCAACUGCCUGGAUGAACCAGCUCCCACUCCUGUCUGCUGUUGAAUUUCAACAAGCUUUUGCAACAGCUUUCAACAUCAAUAUUUUAGCAGCUAAUAUCCACCACCCUGCCUUGGGCAUGACAGGGAGCGGCAUAUACACUCCAGUCAAAUCGUUCAUCUACCACAACAUGGAAAGUUAUGGUGGCAAGCUCAUAGUAGCAGAAAUUCCUGUCAUUACUACAGAUUAUGAAACCAACCUCGAGAGUAAUGAAAGAUUCAGAGAGAACUUGCAGCACUCAUGCAAGACUUUUAAAAGCACCUUACUGAAUGAUCAAGUUUGCUUUAUGAAGGGAGAAGAGACCCCCUUCAGAGUGUCAGAAAGAGGAAAUGAACAGUUACCUCCCCUGUUUUAUGCAGAAAUGAUGUAUGACAACUUUACUUUUGUUCCUGUAUGGGGGGAAAACGGAGAGCUCCAGGUUUGUGCCAAUACCCUUUGUUGCUACCUAAAUUAUCAGCGAGCAGUCAUAACGGAUGAGUUGUAUGCUUUGGGAGUUUUUGAUGGGCUCCAUACGGUGCACGGCACGUACUACGUCCAGGCCUGUGCAUUAGUAAAGUGUGGCGGUCUCAGCUUCAGCACUUGUGGACAGGAGGUUACAGAUGCCACCGCUCUGAUAGAUUUCCAGCUAUGGGGAAAUAUGAGUACCCCUUAUAUCUUUCCUUUACUGCUGACAUCUGGCAUUACCUUGGACUUCGCUGAUCACAUGGGCUGGAAAAACAACUACUAUUUCAUAAGCAAAAAUAGAACAUCUUCUGGCCUACUGACAGCUGCUCUAUAUGGACGGUGGUAUGAAAAAGACUAGCAGAGAGAUAUGACUGGGUCAGAAGACAACUGCUCCUAUGUUCAGAGAACGCAUCUUAAUAGAAGUUGUUGAACAUCUGUACUUCCUAGAGCUUCAGGUGCAUUUAUUAUGUGACUAUUUAGUUUCCACAUUUGAAAUGGUAAGCAAAGCACUUAAAAGGCUGUAAGUACAGCCUGUACUUUGGUAGCAUAUGUCCUGGCAGAGGUAAAAGAACUGCCUUGGAAAGGUAAAAGCUUAUUGUAAUGUGUUGAGAUAUUUUAUGUUGGGAAAAUAUUUCUCAUUUCAACUGAAUUUGGACCUUUUAAUUUAAUCCUCUGGUUUUCUGGGGACCUGGCCAGGAGUAUGGAAAUGAGUAGAGAAACUUUGCAAAAGGAAGAAAAAUAGGAAAGAGACCAAGGACACAAAUACCAUGCAUGACAUGCAUGGAAAUAUGUAUAUUUACUUACACAUAGCUUGUAUAUGGUCAGGUUUUGAUUUCUGGUUUGGGUGCCAUGAUUUUUUUUCCUCUUAUGAGUCAAAACCCCCUGCUGAUGUCAUUACUGGCCACUUUGUUGGCUGUGAUUGCUUCAGAAAACUCUGAGAGUUCUAAUGUCCUUUUAACAGUAUCUGAAAUGACAUUUGCGAGCAACUACUGAACAGUCAGGCUGGGGAAGAAGAUACCAAAUGAAAAAUUACACUGCAUUAACCCACAAUUUCCAGCCUGCUGUGUGAGGAACUGUGCUUAAAGAAAACAUCAACAACUGUGCAAAAGUACUGUUUAAGUACUUUAACUUUCCCUGAGGUCACUUAAAGACUGUUUUGACUUUAAGACAUCUUAUACAUUGUUCACAAAUUCAUUCAAUGAGAGCUAUGAAAAGCAGAUAAUGCGGGAUGGCAAGGUUUUUACGCAGCUAUUUCAUGUGCCAGGUUCCUGCUGCUGAAGGAGUAAAACACACCAUUCUUUCCAGAACAAUUAUUAAGUCCUGUACCUGACAAACUGUUCUACUGCAGUGAAGACGUUAGAAAAAAUACUCAAGGGACAUUAGUUUGGGGUUAAAUUAAAAGAAGCUAAUUUAUUCUCACACAUUAUAAUUCUGUGUGGUCUUAUUGGCUGUUACUCCUUCAUCUGCAUAAUAGCUGCCAAGUAAUGGAACAAACCCAACUGUUCCUUUGCUGAGUCCUGGCCUUGUAGUUUCUCAGUCUGUUAGUCAGGCCAAGAGGGACAGAGAGCAAAAAGGACAGCUGAGAGUCUCCCCUUUGGUGGUCUUUGAUCGUCUGAGUCCAUUCUGAGAUGUAUUCAAACUCAAGACUGCUAUGGCAGCUAUGGACAAGGGUACCAAAAGGUUCUCAAUAAGCUCCUGCUCUGAAUGAACUCACUUUCUGGUUUCAGAAAGCAAAACAACCAAGAAAUUGCUGAACUUCUUCCUUGAGGUUUCUUAAAUAUUUACACAAAAUAAGUAUAUAAAUAUUUAUGAUCUUGGGCUCUAUCAAACCUUCUUCCUCCAGCUACAAGAAGCCAGGGCCUAGUCACACUCAGCUUUGAUACAGCAACACAAAAGGUUUAUUCAUUCUGCAGCAUACAUGGAACAGAAACGUGGAGAAGGGACGUCUGUAUCUCAUUAAACAUAAACUCCCUGAUGUAAAAAGGCCAAUGUAAAAGUCAGCCGUCUCACCAGAGAGUUAUUAAAAAUCAUUAAUUCCUUGGCAGCCACAGUGGUUUUCUUGCUAAAUGCUGCACAAAUUCCAGAACGUAGAAGGUAGAACAGAAAAGCAUUUGCAGUGCUUACUUGUGCUUCUGGUUCUAGUACCAUACAAUCAAGUCCCAAAGAGAGCAAUAAAGAACAGCUGGAGAAUUUCAGCUCUCAGGAUAAAGCUCCCCACCUCACUUUGUAAGCAGAAAAUCAUGUAGCCUCUUAUACUAAAUACUGUUUCAGAUUUAGUUCCAAAGCAGACUGUUAUUAUCACAAUAAAUUAGGCUGUAAAAAGCCUAAUUAAAAAAAAAGCCUCACAUUUUCUAACUUCAGGUAGGUCAAAAACUACUAGAUAACAAGACUUUCUGGUCUUACCGUAGGGCAUGUGGCUCAGCCUCCUCCCGAGGAAGAGCAGGUGAAAGGACUGGAGUAUGCUCUCACCGGUGUUCCCUUCACCCCAAAAAGCAGCGUUUGCAGAGCCACUGGAAAAAGCAGAACAGGCAGUACUAGACAAGAUGAAGAAUCAACAUCCCCAACCCCAUCCCGAUCUUUGAGUGACAACAGAAGUAUCCAUUCUGAAACAGGGAGGCCAGGCAGUAACCUACGAUACUUGCCACUACCCGCUGUAGGCUUUUGGAGGCCUGGGCUGGAACAGCAAUUGCAGCACUGCCCUGCUGAGUGCAGGGCUGCUCUCGGGCAGCCUGGUGUUGACAUGGGGGAAGCUACAUACCAUUUGUUGAGGAAGUGUGAGAAGCCUUCAGUGAGACCCAUAUUUGCACAGGCAGACCUUCAACAUGCUGUAACACAGUCUAUCCCAUCUCCUUUCUUUAAUGGACAUGAACUGUUUUAUUAAAGCAUCCUGAAUCCCCCUGUGAGUACAACCAAAACCAAACCAGAACAUGAGGAUCUUUUGACAUACAGGAAGUACAGCUGAAGUCUAGAAUAGCUUUAAGUCACUCAGUCUGUUGAUUUAAGUGAAAUUGGGAUUUAGAAAUCUGUACCAACAGACAGCAUGGGAUGCAGUCUUUGAAGGGCCUUGUUACUGCUCCAGGGAAGGGAAAGCCAAUCACAGAAACUGUCUGUCCAGGCAGGGGCAACAGCAUGCGAGUCAGGUGUUGUGUGUUUCUUCGUAAGGGAUCUGCUGCUUUGAGAUUCAUGUGCCCAGAGUUUUCCAGGGGGAUGUGGGGGUACUCCAAUUACAGUAGGAGAAAGCACAUCAAAGGCUCAUUUGGUAUUGAAGUUAUUGAGAGGCAGGUAAACAGGCUGAGGAACUGGUGACAGCCUGGGGCAAUCUGGGCAUUAGAGACCUUCACAAAGCCUGAGGGGGCAGAAGCUUGUUAAAGCAGAUACCUACAGGUAAAAUGAACCAGACUGAAGCAACAGAGCUUCAAGAGCCUCCUGCAAUCAACACAGAAGUAAGGAAGCUAUCACCAUGAGGCAUAGCAGAGUCUCUUGCCCAGGCUGUGACUUGUCUUGCAGCAUCAGGUAUUUAAUGAACACCUCACCAUUACAGAAAAUCUCAGGAUGAACACAAAAAAACUAACACCCUCUUUGGCUGCUUCAGACACACUAUGUGAAGUGAGUAUAAGAGUCAACUGAAGAAAAUUGCACCUUCAGAACUGUAACAGGAGGACCUGAAAAAUGCCCAGCCACCACUAUGGCACACAUAGAGAUUCAGUGGCUAGAACUACUGCCACCUCCUCCAUUCGGUAGUGAUGACAAAUGCUAUUUGUGAAAAGCCCAAAUAUUCACAGGUUGAAGAGUGGGAGUUAUGGCUCAGUCAAGAUUUUAAUGGGCAACGGCAGUGGAUGGACUUCAGAGAUUCACUAUGCUGUCCUUCCUCCCUCCACUGAGAGGGCAGGCAUAAGCAACACGGAUCAGAGACAAUAGUUGGUGGUACCCACUGCAGAUCAAACCAACUCUUGGUAGAAGAGAUUGGAACUUCUGACUUUGGUACAAUGGUAAUAGAUUGCAAGAAUGAUUUUUAAAAAAACUAUGCAGACAGCUUGAAUUAAAGAAUUUGGCAAGGAAUAAGAAACAUAUGACAGGAUAUGACAUGAAUCCAUGAAUUCUUAGAUUUUUGCUUUAAAACUACUUCAACUAUCCUUUUAACAUAAAAGAAGAUCUGAGACCUCAGUGUCUUAAGCCAGGUACAGUAAGAAAAAACCAAACCCUGUAUGUCUGUUAUUUGACAAGGCUUGGAAGCAGGGCUUUGUUUUGUUCUGUUGUGAAUCUGCACAGCAAAAUUUCUUGUUGCUUCUAUGGCAAUUUUAAUGAUAAAAAAGAUGAUGUGUUUUUCUUUGUUGUGUCUUUUGCUUUUUGUUCUGUU
Messenger RNA from Colius striatus (speckled mousebird), 5586 nucleotides. It is a transcript of the gene BTD, whose product is annotated as biotinidase. Bases 25 to 1587 code for a protein of 520 amino acids. NCBI's taxonomy places the organism in Eukaryota, Metazoa, Chordata, Aves, Coliiformes, Coliidae. The record is from RefSeq and is a predicted model, not a curated record. Gene Ontology annotation, molecular function: hydrolase activity, acting on carbon-nitrogen (but not peptide) bonds, in linear amides. The transcript has 4 exons.